Molecule: messenger RNA, 1462 nt
Organism: Colletes gigas
Lineage: Eukaryota; Metazoa; Arthropoda; Insecta; Hymenoptera; Colletidae
Product: G patch domain-containing protein 11
Exons: 3
Coding region: 241-981 (246 amino acids)
Cellular component (GO): kinetochore
Molecular function (GO): nucleic acid binding
Source: RefSeq, a predicted model, not a curated record
CUUCACAGUUUCAAGUCAUAGUUUUUAUGUACUGCCAUUUAAAAAGAAUAAGCAGGAAUUUCUUUGCUAUUAACUUAACCUUUCGUUGACUGUUUUCCCUAAGUUACGUUUUUCAAACAUCAUUUGAGUAAAAAAUAAAGAAAUACAACAAUAUUAUUAGUGUGUACUUGUUUCUCAUGAAUAAACAAUCACAAUUAUUGGCAUAAAUUUGAUCAGUAAUCAGGAAGGAAUAAGAAAAAAAUGUCGGAUGAUGAAGACUACAUGUCGGAUAAAUUUUUGCAAGAAACUGAGAAGUGUAAAUCAUCGGGUCUCCUGUAUCAACAUGCAGACAAAAGGACAUUUGAAAUGAUGAAAAAAAAAAUAGAAAUUGAUACUUUGAAAGAAAAAAGUUCCGUGAAAUAUAUCGAACAACAAAAAAGGGAAGAAGGUUUAUCUUCAGCAAUUACAAGUACCAAUAAAGGAUUUGAAUUGCUUAUGAAAAUGGGAUAUAAACCAGGUCAUGGUAUAGGCAAAACAGAAUCAGGAAUGACCGAGCCAAUUGGUCUCGAAGUGAAAUUAAACAGACAUGGUUUAGGAAAAGGUAUUAAGAGAAAAGAAAUGGAAAGUAAAAGUAGUACAGUUAGCGAUAAACUAACUAAUAAAAAUAUGAAGGAUUUUCGUGGUAGAGUCGCUCAGAAAAAAGCAGAACAAUUAUUAAAAGCAGAUCUUUACAAAAGUCAAAAAGUUUGCGAACAAUUAGAUAUGCAACUCAAAAUAGAGAAACCUAUGGAAACAUGGUUUUGGUUGCCUCAAGACACUGAAGAUGAUAGUGAUAGUGAAGAAGAAAUUGAAGAAGAAUCGCUUCCUGAUUCUGAACAAUUAAUAAUCCUUACAAGAUACUUAAGAGAAAAACAUUUUUAUUGUAUAUGGUGUGGAGUAGCUUUUCAUGAUAAAGAUGAUCUAAAAAAUAAUUGUCCUGGAAAUACAAGAGACGACCACUAAAUAUAAGAAUAGAGAUAUGUUUAAAUUCGUUUUAAUCGAAAAUUUAAGUAAUAAAAUAAAUAUAUUAAAAAUUUAUCUAUCAUGUUUUUUACUUAUACUACUUAUUUUAUCAUGCUGCAAGAAACGGUACAAGGCACAAAGGACCGAGGAUCUAAGUAACAUUAGGCAUUUCUUCUAAUAUAACCACCUACUGUGCAUUGAAACAUAAAAAACCCAUUAGAGUCAUAAUGCAAAAUACUGAAAAAGUAAUGCCCUAAGCUGGAAAAAAAUCGAACAGUGUACAAUGUAAAAGCAGGAGAAAGUUAUCCUGGUUCAGCUAGGCUAUUAUGUCCUAGCAGGAGUUCAGCACCCCAAGUUAUUACAUGUAGGAGGGAAAACUACCUAUAAAAGCAUCUGUUUCAUUUUCCGUUCUUCCAUUUCAAUCAAGAUCCUUGACCACAUCUGUACCGCAUUAUAACGAAAUUAAAGAAAACUUUAUUAU